Messenger RNA from Armigeres subalbatus, 1320 nucleotides. It is a transcript of the gene SdhB, whose product is annotated as succinate dehydrogenase [ubiquinone] iron-sulfur subunit, mitochondrial. Gene Ontology annotation, molecular function: 2 iron, 2 sulfur cluster binding; electron transfer activity. The transcript is spliced from 4 exons. The record is from RefSeq and is a predicted model, not a curated record. NCBI's taxonomy places the organism in Eukaryota, Metazoa, Arthropoda, Insecta, Diptera, Culicidae. Gene Ontology annotation, cellular component: mitochondrial membrane. Gene Ontology annotation, biological process: aerobic respiration; respiratory electron transport chain; tricarboxylic acid cycle. Bases 222 to 1091 code for a protein of 289 amino acids.
AUCGCAGUAAGCGCACAUAGGUAUCUAUAUCGCAUCGGGGGCCUCAGGCUAGGCUACAUCUACAUCACUCUCUCUUGGAAUCGAAACGCGGUGUGACGUUCCACUCGUUUUGGGAAAAGCAGUGCGCUGUCAAAAAUAUUCGGGUGCUUUGAUUGUUCGUAGUUUCGGUCCGUUCUAAAGAAGAAGCUUCAUUGCUCCGGAUUUUUCGGCGACAAUUUACGAUGGCCCUUGUGUGCGAUCUCAAAAUGCUGCUAGCCUACCGCGGAACUUUCGGACAGCUUCGAAAUAUACACGUGGCUGCAACAAACAAUGCCGCGGCCAAAAAAGUCAAGAAAUUCCAGAUUUAUCGUUGGAAUCCGGACAAGCCCGAACAGAAGCCUUACAAUCAAACCUACGAUGUGGAUUUGAGCGCAUGCGGUCCGAUGGUGCUGGAUGCUUUGAUUAAAAUUAAGAACGAAGUCGACCCCACGUUGACGUUCCGUAGGUCGUGCCGUGAGGGAAUUUGCGGAUCGUGUGCGAUGAACAUUGGUGGCACGAACACGUUGGCCUGCAUCAGCAAGAUCGAUGCGGACAACUUGGACAAACCGACCAAGGUGUACCCGUUGCCGCAUAUGUACGUGGUGAAGGAUUUGGUCCCGGACAUGAACAACUUCUACAACCAGUAUCGCUCAAUCCAGCCGUGGCUGCAGCGCAAGAAUGAAGCCGGCGAAAAGAAGGGAGACGCCCAAUACCUCCAGUCGGUGGACGAUCGCGCCAAGCUGGACGGCUUGUACGAGUGUAUUCUGUGUGCUUGCUGUUCGACCUCGUGCCCUUCAUACUGGUGGAAUGGCGACAAGUACCUCGGACCGGCAGUACUCAUGCAAGCCUACCGUUGGAUUAUCGAUUCGCGUGACGAGUCCACGGCCGCUCGGUUGGACAAGUUGAAGGAUCCGUUCAGUGUGUACCGGUGCCACACCAUCAUGAACUGUACUCGCACCUGCCCGAAGGGUCUGAAUCCGGGCAAGGCCAUUGCCGAGAUCAAGAAAUUGCUGUCCGGUAUUGCGAAGAAAGAUGCCCCUGGAUUGGAAACGGCUGCGCUGCACGGUAAGUAAACGGGAUAUAAAGGAAGCUGGUGCGACGGUGUUUCAAAGUAAACAUCACAAGUUUAAGUGUCAUGUGCAGAAGAAUUUACGGAAAUGCAGAAAAAGUGAGUUACAAAUUAAACUACGACGAUUCAGUGCUAAUUUGGAUUAGUUAUUUAUGGAUCACUUGAUAAUUUCAGUUGAAACUAUGUACUGUAAUAAAAUAUUGCUAAUGCAGAUUUGAUCUGCUAAAAAUUCA